AUGAGACCUAUUCUAUUGUCGGGCCACGAACGGGCCUUGACCCAAAUCAGAUACAACCCCGAUGGCGACCUUCUAUUCUCCGUAUCCAAGGACCAGCAGAUCUGCGUGUGGUACUCGCAUAACGGCGAACGGCUGGGCACCUACAAGGGCCACCAGGGUGCCAUCUGGACCGUCGACGUAGACCCGACCUCGACCUUCAUCGCGAGCGGCAGCGCCGACAACACCAUCCGCCUGUGGGAGAUCAAGACCGGUCGCUGCCUCAAGACCUGGGAUUUCCCCACCGCCGUCAAGCGCGUGGAGUUUAGCGACGACGGCCGCCAGCUGCUGGGCGUCACCGAGAAGCGCAUGGGUCACCUCGGAACCAUCGUGGUCCUGGACGUCGUGCUGGACGUCGACGCCGAGCAGAGCGACGAGCGCGCCCUGACCAUCGUGUGUGACGAGAGCAAGGCCACGGUUGCCGGCUGGAGUUACAUGAACAAGUACAUCAUCGCUGGACACGAGGAUGGCUCCGUAUCCCAGUACGACGCUAAAACCGGAGAGCUGCUAGAUAACGUCCCCGUCCACGAGCUCAACAUGCAAGUGACAGACCUCCAGUGGUCGCCGGACCGCACCUACUUCAUCACAGCCUCCAAGGACAAGACCGCCCGGCUAAUGGCUGCCCGCGACCUCGAGCCCCUGAAGACCUACGUGACCGACACGCCGCUCAACAGCGCAUGCAUCACCCCUAAGAAGGACUACGUUAUUCUCGGCGGUGGUCAGGCCGCCAUGGAUGUCACUACGACCGCGGCUCGCCAAGGAAAAUUCGAGGCACGUUUCUAUCACAAAAUCUUCGAAGACGAGAUUGGUCGUGUGAGAGGCCAUUUCGGACCCUUGAACACCGUAGCAGCGGAUCCCACAGGCAAGGGCUACGCCAGCGGCGGAGAAGACGGUUACGUGCGCAUACACCACUUCGACAAGGGAUACUUCGACUUCAAGUACGAGGUCGAGCGGGAGCGCGAACGCGAGAACAGGCUAUGA
This is a messenger RNA of Daldinia caldariorum, 1017 nucleotides long. Its product is annotated as eukaryotic translation initiation factor 3 subunit I. Gene Ontology annotation, biological process: cytoplasmic translational initiation. Gene Ontology annotation, cellular component: eukaryotic translation initiation factor 3 complex, eIF3m; cytoplasm. Lineage: Eukaryota; Fungi; Ascomycota; Sordariomycetes; Xylariales; Hypoxylaceae. The record is from RefSeq and is a predicted model, not a curated record. Bases 1 to 1017 code for a protein of 338 amino acids. Gene Ontology annotation, molecular function: RNA binding; protein binding; translation initiation factor activity. The transcript has 5 exons.